GGCAUUUCCGCGGCGGGAGGUUGUGAGAGCGGCCUCUGUUCCUCUGGUCGGGGGAGGAAAGGAGGCUGUUCCUGGACUACUACUGACCUGUUUUUAAGAAAGAAUGCAUCACUCAUAGAUGGAGUCUGGGGUUGUCUUAAUGUGGAUUUUCCUGAACCACAGACAGUCUCCCAGCUUCCUUCCUUUCCCCUGCCCUGACUCCUGAAAGAAUGCUGCAGAGAGGAGUGAGUGAACUCAAGGCUUCAGUGAUAGAAACCAUUUACGAGGACAGGUUUAUGUUGCUGAAUGUUACCCGCUUUUCUGCAAAUAAGAAAUAAGGCUCCACCCUUCCCCAGGAGGAGGAGGACAAAAUGACUAAGUCCAAGGUUGCAGUGACCUUCAAGGAUGUGGCUGUGAUCUUUACUGAGGAGGAGCUGGGGCUAUUGGACACUGCCCAAAGGAAGCUCUACCAAGAUGUCAUGCUGGAGAAUUUCAGGAACGUGAUCUCAGUGGGAUACCCAUCCUUCAAGCCAGAUGGUAUAUCCCAAUUAGGGAGAGAAGAAAAGCUUUGGGUGAUGAAGAGGGCAACCCAGAGCCAUCACUCCUCAGGAGGCAAGAAUCUAAAUGAGAAGGAGACUCUUCAAAAAGUAGGAUUAAGGUACCUGCCACACGAAGAACUUUUUUACUCACAAGUCUGGCAACAAGUUACAAGGGAGUUAACCAGGUAUCAAGAUUCCAUGGUAAACAUUCAAGAAACUGGCUCGCAGUUGGAAAAACAAGGUGAUGUAUCCUAUGAAGAUGAGGCAUUCAAUAACCAGAAUUCACAUCUUCGAGCUCAUCACGGAGUACACACAGGUGAAAAACCCUACAAAGGGGAAGAGUGUGAAAAAAGUUUCAAUUGGGGCUUUCAUCUUCAAAUUAACCAGAGGGCUAAUGUAGGAGAGAAGUCUUACAAAUGUGAAAAAUGUGAUAAUGCCUUCCGUCGAUUUUCAAGUCUUCAAGCUCAUCAGAAAGUCCACAGCAAAGAGAAAUCAUACAAAUAUGAUGUAUCUUAUAAGGGUUUCAGUCAGAAGUUACAUUCUCGUCAUCAUCAGAGAGUUUCCAGUGAGGAGGAUUCAUACAAAUAUGAGGCAUGUAGAAGGAAUCUCAGGAAAAGGUCAUGUUGUCAAGCUUCUCUGAUAGUCUAUACAGGAGAGAAACCCUAUAAAUGUAGGGAGUGUGGGGUAAACUUCAGCCAGAAUUCAUAUCUUCAAGUCCAUCAGAGAGUCCACACAGGAAAGAAAUCUUAUAAAUGUGAAGAGUGUGGGAAGAGCUUCACUUGGCGUUCACGACUACAGGCUCAUCAGCGAAUCCACACCGGAGAGAAACCAUACAAAUGUGAUGCAUGUGGAAAGGGCUUUAGUUACAGCUCACAUCUUAACAUUCAUUGUAGAAUCCACACAGGAGAAAAACCCUAUACAUGUGAGGAGUGUGGGAAAGGCUUCAGUGUGGGUUCACAUCUUCAAGCCCAUCAGAUAAGCCAUACUGGAGAGAAACCAUACAAAUGUGAAGAGUGUGGGAAGGGCUUCUGCCGGGUGUCAAACCUUCUGGAUCAUCAAAGAGGCCACACUGGAGAGAAGCCAUAUCAAUGUGAUGCUUGUGGUAAGGGCUUUAGUCGUAGUUCAGAUUUUAACAUUCAUUUUAGAGUCCAUACAGGAGAAAAACCCUAUAAAUGUGAAGAGUGUGGCAAGGGCUUCAGUCAGGCCUCAAAUCUUCUGGCCCAUCAAAGAGGUCACACUGGAGAGAAACCAUACAAAUGUGGUACAUGUGGGAAGGGCUUCAGUCGAAGUUCAGAUCUUAAUGUUCACUGUAGAAUUCACACAGGAGAGAAACCCUAUAAAUGUGAGAAGUGUGGUAAGGCCUUCAGUCAAUUCUCAAGUCUUCAAGUGCAUCAGAGAGUCCACACUGGAGAAAAACCAUAUCAAUGUGCAGAAUGUGGGAAGGGCUUCAGUGUAGGUUCACAGCUUCAAGCCCAUCAGAGGUGCCAUACUGGAGAAAAACCAUACCAAUGUGAGGAGUGUGGGAAGGGCUUUUGUCGGGCUUCAAAUUUUCUGGCUCAUCGUGGUGUCCACACAGGAGAAAAACCAUACCAAUGUGACGUGUGUGGUAAGCGCUUCAGACAGAGAUCCUACCUUCAAGCCCACCAGAGGGUCCACACAGGAGAGAGACCAUACAAAUGUGAGGAAUGUGGGAAAGUCUUCAGUUGGAGCUCAUACCUUCAAGCUCAUCAGAGAGUUCACACUGGAGAAAAACCAUACAAAUGUGAAGAGUGUGGGAAGGGCUUCAGUUGGAGCUCAAGUCUUAUAAUUCAUCAGCGAGUUCAUGCUGAUGAAGAGGGUGAGAAGGACUUUCCUUCAUCAGAGGGUUCACACAAGAAAGAAGCUCUAUAAAAUUUUGUUCUAAUAUCUCAAGUGGGUGUUUAAAUAUUUCAAUUAUCAGAGCCAUAAUAGGAGACAAAGCAUUUGUUUCAUAAAAGAGUAUUUCAGCUAGACUUCCACAUGUCAUAGUGGACCACACAUCAGAGGAUCCUCAUAAGAGUGGAGACAAAGAGACUUCAUUCAGAAGCUUGAUCUUUACCAGAUACAUGGAAAUAAGAAGCUCAGGAAGGAUGAGUCUGAAUUGGUCUUAACCAGAAGUAUGAAGAUGAAAAUGCUAAACUCUAUAUUCUACUAAAAUACAGGUUAAAAAAUGAGAGGGACUUUACUGACUGCCAAAUCUACUCUGCCUUUUCAGUGCCUAAUACAUUGUAAGUUUUCAAUAAUAUUUAAAUUAUUCUCAUAUUUGCAAUUUUUAUUACAUUUUUUUCUAAAAGUUUUUAUAAAAUUGCUUUCAGAAGAAGAAUUCUGCAAGACUUGGAGGACAUUUAAGUUAUAUGGGCUAAUUUUCCCUUUCCUGCAGGCCCUAUGGACUAGUACUUAUCAAACUAAAGGUUACAACCCAUUAGUGGUUCCAGAAAUCAACUCUUUGACUUGUGACUAGCAUUUUUAUAUGCUAACAGUACUUUAUUGAGGGAUUUUUGCAUGCAGGAACAUGCAUAAAUCUCAAGUUUAUGGCUUCAUGAAUUCUGACAUGUAUACACUUAUAUAAUUAAUCACUAAGAUAAAUGUAUACAAUAUUUCUGUUGAACAAAAAAUCCUUUUCAUGCCUGUUCUCAUCAGUUCUAUCUACAGUACCAAUAUAUUAUGAUUUCUAUAUUAUAAAUCAAUUAAUCCAUUCCUGAGCUUCAUCUAGAUUUAGCAUAUACUCUUUUGUGUCUGGAUUCUUAUGCUUGAAUAUAUGAUUAUCUCAAUAGAUUUAGAGAAAGCAUUGGUUAACAUUUAGCUUCCCUUCGUGAUGAAAAGAUUUCUUAAGGUUAAAGGCAUUUAUGAAAAUCCCAUAAACUAACAUUCUUUUUUCAUAGUUAAGUAAUCAUCUAUAUACAAUAAAAAUGACUCUGUAGUGUAUCAUGAGUUUUGACAAAUGCUGUCUGUCGUAUAUCUGCCACCACCACAAUCAAGACAUGUAACAGUUCUAGCACUUUCUACCCUAAAAUUUCCUUGUUCUGUGCAGUCAACCCUUCUCCCCAUUGCCAGCUGUCGGCAAACAUUGACCCAUUUUGUGUUUCUAUAAUUUACCAGGGAUGUCGUAUAAAUGGAAUCUUAACAGUA
This is a messenger RNA of Nycticebus coucang (slow loris), 3665 nucleotides long. It is a transcript of the gene ZNF45, whose product is annotated as zinc finger protein 45. Lineage: Eukaryota; Metazoa; Chordata; Mammalia; Primates; Lorisidae. The record is from RefSeq and is a predicted model, not a curated record. The coding region runs from base 351 to 2408 and encodes 685 amino acids. The transcript is spliced from 6 exons. Gene Ontology annotation, biological process: regulation of immune system process; negative regulation of transcription by RNA polymerase II; regulation of cytokine production.